AUGCGCGAGCAUUAUCGUGAACAGAAUGGUGUGUAUGAAAGUGCCCUCUUCUUAGAUUCCGGUGGCUUCAAACUUCUCUACAAUACAGGUCUGGAUCUGGAAGAAUUUGGAAUUCACAAGGAAACAGAGGCGGAGGACAUCCUCAAUCUGCAAUUAGGUUUUGAGGGCGAUAUAGUCGCCUCUUUGGAUUACCCGCUUCCACCCAACUUAGCACGUCCGGAAGCUGAAGCACGGAUGAAACAGAGUCUCGCAAACGCGGUCCAGGUGGCAGAACGUUUGGCAACAAACACAAGCGAGAUGCGUACGGUGCCUUAUCUUUACACCUGCUGUCAUGGGCAAUCUGGAGAGGACACCUCGGAUUAUGUGACCCAACUCUUUGCCCAAAUGGGUGGCAUAUUACCCUCAUUCGGGUUGGCUGUCGGAUCACUUGUGCCUUUACGUGGUAGAGACGAUUCGGAAGUGAUGGCGCUGGUUAACGGUGUCGUCCAAGCAAUCCCAGAUAAUCGGCGGGAUACGACUCCUAUUCACGCUUUCGGUGUUUCAGGCGUUCUCACGCCACUCCUCGCUUAUAUCGGUGUUGACACAUUUGACAGUUCUGGCUAUAUUCAUACAUCUCGGAGUCUCACAUAUUCUCAACCGCACACCCAAAAGAAACUUAGAAUCAUGGAGAUGGAUGAGAGGGACUGCAAUUGUUACAUCUGCGAAGCAUACCCGCUCCAAGAAAUUCAGCAGGCGUUCAUGGAUAAACAGAGUUAUAGAGCCACCUCCACAGGCAAGUUUAAGAGCGAGUACUAUGCGGCUAUUGGGCUUCAUAACUUCCAGACGGAAGCCGAUAUUCUCGAUGAAAUGCGUACCGCAAUUGCGGCAGACGAUGCGCUUGAAGGUUUAGUCCGACACCUUGCUAAAUACCAGAACUUCCGAGGGUUGCGGCGUGCAACAGCAUGGCUUUCCGAAAACGAUAGGACGCUCGCAGUCCGAUUGGCUCGAACGUUAGUUCAGAUGCCCACACCUACGAAAACGAAGCACACACAGCAGACCUUGAAUCAGUUAGAACUCUUUCCGUCUGAUUACAAGAAAGCUGAGAACAAAAUCCAAACUGUCCAAGGAGAUAAAGAGUCUCAAACGGUCUCGCUGGCAUAUACCCCUGAUGACUUUCGGGUUCCUUGUGAUUAUAAACCGCCUGAUGGAAAAGAAAUUCUCCUUGCGAUUCCGUGUGCUGGAAAGAAACCGUACUCACUGUCACGUACGCACACGAUGAUCACAAACAGACUUCAAACUGCUUUCGGGGAAGGACAGGAGCGUAUCCACAAAAUAACGCUCUCUGGACUUUACGGUCCCGUUCCUGAAGAAUUUGAGACAGAGGACGCUGUCAUCCGCUACGAUUUUCAGCUCUCCCAUAAGAACACCGCCCAAAUUGAACAGUGUGCAACGCGUUUGGUCGAUUACCUACAAAAAUAUAGCGAUAGUUAUACACUUAAAAUAGGAUACGCGACAAGCAGAGCAUAUAGGGCGGUCUUUGAACUCGCAGAGAAGCGUUUUCCAACGUUCAUAUUGUUGCCGAAAGAACUUAGACAGAAACGCUUAGCCGAAUUCUUCAGGCAUACGAACUUAGAUGCUUUGGUUGAGGUAAUACAAGACAAAUUAUAG
Geodia barretti is the source of this 1647-nucleotide messenger RNA. The record is from the annotation of a GenBank genome assembly. NCBI's taxonomy places the organism in Eukaryota, Metazoa, Porifera, Demospongiae, Tetractinellida, Geodiidae.